Volvox carteri f. nagariensis is the source of this 765-nucleotide messenger RNA. RefSeq lists its product as uncharacterized. NCBI's taxonomy places the organism in Eukaryota, Viridiplantae, Chlorophyta, Chlorophyceae, Chlamydomonadales, Volvocaceae. The coding region runs from base 1 to 765 and encodes 254 amino acids. The transcript is spliced from 3 exons. The record is from RefSeq and is a predicted model, not a curated record.
AUGACCACCCGCGACCCCAGCGCUUCCCGGCCCGACGAGAGCGAUCGCCCCAGCGAAAGUGUCAAUGCCGCUUUUCGCGACGUCAUGCUUACCCGCCUAGCAGCGCUAGAAAGCGAGGUACAGCAGCUGCGUGCGGCGGGGAGCCGCCAGGCUGGUGGAGGUGACAGAAAGAUGGGGCUGCAGCAGGGUCGGAAGGCAGCAGAUGGGGGCACCCAGGAACACGUGGCGGCUGCGGCUGCGCCAGGUGCGGAAGGUGUAACUAAGGGGAAGGAAGCAAGCGGCGGUGACAACACAGGCAACCAGGGUAGCACGACGGAGGCGGUAGCCGAAGAGCUCUCUAAGCUGCACCCCAAGAUCGUCCGGCUGGUGCACUCUGGCUACUUGGAGUCGCUACACCACUUGCGCCAGAGGUUGAUGGUGGAUGAGUGGGAGGGUGGUGGCCGGCAGCGGGCACUUCAGCGCGGUGUGGCAGAGUUCGAGGGACAGUGGGUGGAGAAGAGGGUGGAGCUGGGCUGGGAGGAGUGGGAGGAGCUGUCACAGCUGUACAAGGAUCCCGAGAACCUGGAGGUGAUCCGUGACCCACGGGUCCGAAGUGCAGCGCGCGCGACGCUGCAGCGCGUGUUGGAUGAACGGCACGAGAAGGUACGGGAGGCAGCCACGCAUCUCGCCAAGGAGCUGGCUGACGGAGUGGCCAAUGGGCCUGGGAACCUCAUCUCAGGGCUGUUGGGUCUGCUGCCGUUGCCGGGCUUCCUCAAGGGCAAGUGA